UACACAACACUUGGGGAAAAGGGCGAGUCCGCCUUGUGUUGAAGGCGGGAUCAAAACUGGAGGCGGGACAUAGCUUCCCGAUCAGCCAAUGAGUAUUUCCAUAGCGUCACUCGCAACCAAUGAGUGGACGAGUACAACGACAGGAGGCGGGGGGAGCGGUUGCUGAGGAAGGAAAAGGAAGAAGAAGGUGCGAGAGAGAUUCGUGCCGCAAUAAAUCUAUUGUCUCAAGGUGCCGUCAGAUGCGCUCCAUCUCCAUUUUUGGUGUGUUCUUGUAGAGACGGAAGGAAAUCCCGUAUGCCAAAACUGUGUGUGAUGCUGAUGAAACGGAAGACAGAUGGAGGAGGUUGGUGUCUAGCAGCAAAGAUGAUCUCCCUGGGAUUCUACCAGCCAUCUAGACUCCUGAUGUCUUAAUUAACUUUGUGGACUGAAGAACAUCCCAAGUGGUCUAGUUCCGUCCACCCCCUUCUGUGGCCCCCUGCCCGCGGUGCAGCCAAGAUGAAGGUGCUCAUAGCCAAGGUGCUGUGUCUCCUGGGGGUGUUUGUGCUCAUGCUGGGUGGCUCGCUCCUGCCCGUGAAGAUCAUCGAGGCCGACUACGAGAAGGCUCAUCGCUCCAGGAGGCUCCUUGCCCUCUGCAAUUCCUUUGGAGGGGGCGUCUUCCUGGCGACCUGCUUUAAUGCGCUGCUUCCUGCCGUGCGAGAAAAGCUCCAAGAAGUCCUGAAGGCUGGAGGUGUGACCACAGACUACCCCCUGGCUGAAACCAUCAUGCUGCUGGGCCUGUUCCUGACCAUCUUUUUGGAGCAGCUGAUCCUGACAUUCCGGAAGGAGAAGCCGUCCUUCAUUGACCUGGAGACCUUCAACGCCGGUUCGGACAUCGGCAGUGACUCCGAGUACGAGAGCCCUUUCAUUGAAACUUCCUGGGGGCGGCACCAUCCCGGCGAGCACAGCCACCAUGCCCACAGCCACGGCCUGAAUGUCCACGAGCUGUCCCGUUCCAGCCCGCUGCGGCUCUUCAGCCUGGCCUUUGCCUUGUCCACCCACUCUAUCUUUGAGGGCCUGGCCCUGGGCCUGCAGGAGGAAGGUGACAAGGUGGUCAGCCUUUUCCUAGGCGUGGCCAUCCACGAGACGCUCGUGGCGGUGGCCCUGGGCAUCAAUAUGGCCAAGACGGCCCUGACGAUGAAGGACGCCGCCAAGCUGGCCAUCGUUGUCAGCUUGAUGAUCCCGGUGGGCAUUGGGAUUGGCGUGGGCAUCGAAAGCGCCCAGAACGUGGCCAGCAGCGUGGCCUCGGUGCUCCUGCAGGGCGUUGCGGCAGGCACCUUCCUCUUUGUCACUUUCUUUGAGAUUCUGGGCAAGGAGCUGGAAGACAAGAGCGACCGCCUGCUCAAAGUCCUCUUCUUGGUGCUGGGGUACGCGGCGUUAGCAGGGCUCGUCUUCUUCAAGUGGUGAGGAGUCAGCUGCUGUCCCCUUCCGCACCCUUUGCCUUGCCUUCUGGAUGGGAAACAGGACCCUGCUCCUAAAGAUAGGGAAGGAUAAAUCCAAGUGGAACGGGAGAUGGAGGAGGGACAGUUGCACGGCAGGGCUGUGUGGUCUGCACAGUAGGCCUUCUCCAGUCGGCCUGGUGUUGGCAGGGUGCUUGCCAAGGCGAUUGGAAGCACUGUUUCUACAGCCACCUCUAACACCCUCAGGGAGACAUUUGCCGCCAGACCAAUCCCAUCCCUUGCUAUCAUCCACAUUGUUGAAUACCUGAAACAAAUGAACCCAGCGGGCAGGGUUGGCACAUCUUGGAGCAACCCCACCGGUUUUGCAAUCCUCUUUUAAAGUCUCGCAGCCAGCCAAAGUCCCCCGCAGUCAAAGAGGCGACGUCUCAACUUUUUGUUGCAGGACCAGAGAACAUGAGGCCAUUCCCCUCCAGUUCUAACUGGGCUUUUUUGUUUGUUUGUUUAUAGGCAACAACCCAGUUCUUGCGUUUUGCGGUCAGAAACAUUUGGUGAAAGAAGUACAUGGGACCAUUUGCAAUUUCCCCCUUUGAUAUAGGUUGCACUCAGGAAGGUUUUAUGAACGAUGUGCCCCCCCCCCCCUACUUUGCAGCUCUCAUUGUGCCAAGCUGACCCUUCCAAGUCUUCCAAAAAAUUUCUGGCACGUUUUUCUGGCCAGACGUUGAUGCCAUGUGGAGUACUUCUAGGCUGGGACCCUUGUAUGAUACACAAAAAGGCCUGUUUGGCUGGGGGGGGGAGGGGUUUGCUCCCCCAAAGCCAUUGACCAAUGAGUUUCCUUAGGCAUAUCCAAUAGCUCAGGGGUCUACAACCUGUGG
Molecule: messenger RNA, 2308 nt
Organism: Sphaerodactylus townsendi
Lineage: Eukaryota; Metazoa; Chordata; Lepidosauria; Squamata; Sphaerodactylidae
Gene: SLC39A3
Product: solute carrier family 39 member 3
Exons: 4
Coding region: 496-1443 (315 amino acids)
Biological process (GO): zinc ion transmembrane transport
Cellular component (GO): plasma membrane
Molecular function (GO): zinc ion transmembrane transporter activity
Source: RefSeq, a predicted model, not a curated record